AUGGUCAGCUCCAUAGACCCUUGGAUAAUGGAUCAAAUCCAGCUACUAAUUGUUUACCUUCGGCCUUUAUUGAAAUCCAUUCCUCAAACCUAUCAAACUUGGAUCUUUUACCAUCAAUCACAUCCAAAACUUGGUAGAAAAUGUUAUCAGAGAUGUUUUCUUCACCUGUGGGAUAAAGACCCCGAAUUUGUAUCAGAAUGCAUGAGCCGGAUAAUGCUUCAUAUGGGUGAUUGGGGACCAUGGGUGGCAAUAAUGGCUGUGUCCAAUAAAUGGGGAAUCAUUUACGAAUUGAUACGUAAAACUUGCCGAACCUUUAACUCGCAAGACAACUCAAAAAUCAGACAAACAGCAAAGGACAAAAUAAACCAUGAGAUAGACGUUAAAGAUUUAACCUUGGAGACCACCAGUUAUCUUCUCAUGAUAUUUGGCACCCACAAAUGGGUGUACUUGGGGCCCUUAAUACAGAAUUUUGUGGUACUUUUGCUUAAUUUUUACUUAGAAAGCUUAGCCGAGAAUCAAAAAGUCAAAGGAAAGUCUAGGAGAAGGAAUAGAUCACGAUCAAAAAGUAGAUGGUUCAGUAAGUGGAGAAGAAGCGAUGAGAAAAAAUCCUCUACUACUACGAGCAGAAAGGGUAAUAAGAGUGUUACUGCUGAUUUCAGACUUUUAUUGACGUUAAUAUGUGUUGGGCUAAUGACAUGUGUUGGUAUCAUGUGGGCCAUUUCUAUCUUUAGUACUAAAAAAACCUCAAAGACAAGAUGGAAACGAGAAAAAAAGACGCGGAAUUGGGGAUUAUCAGACCUAGCAGCAGUGAUAUACGGCAUUUCGAAAUCGAGAGACCUUUGGAAAGUUAUCUGCGGUCGUUCCAAUAUGGCUGGAUUAAUCGGCUUGGGAUGGCUGGAGUUGGCGAGUGCAAUGUUGAAAAUCGGGAUUGGAAUGGGAGAUACCCUUGAUUGGAGUAAAGCAGCCGUGGGAAUAGCUAAUAUUAUUUAUGGCCAGGUGAACUGA
Messenger RNA from Saccharomycopsis crataegensis, 1005 nucleotides. RefSeq lists its product as uncharacterized. The transcript has a single exon. The record is from RefSeq and is a predicted model, not a curated record. NCBI's taxonomy places the organism in Eukaryota, Fungi, Ascomycota, Saccharomycetes, Ascoideales, Saccharomycopsidaceae. The coding region runs from base 1 to 1005 and encodes 334 amino acids.